Molecule: messenger RNA, 946 nt
Organism: Onthophagus taurus
Lineage: Eukaryota; Metazoa; Arthropoda; Insecta; Coleoptera; Scarabaeidae
Source: RefSeq, a predicted model, not a curated record
CAUUCUUACAUCAAUCUUAAGACAUUUUACAAAUUUUCUUUUAAAAAUGCAGAACGAGCAAAACGAAGAGGAAGGUGUUGUUACCGAAAAUGAAACCUCACACGCUAAAGGACCUACUAUGAAAUGGGAUUUACUUAAUUCAGAAUUUAUGUACUACAGUUCAGUUUUAAAAGUGGUAGCUCCGGCUGUAUCAUCUGAUUUGGAACGGCAAAAAAUUUUACCUUGGGUUCAAAAACUUUUCAGACCUGAAUACCAAACAUCUCCAUUAAGAGAAAAACGAAAUAAAUAUUUAUUAGCAUUAACCUUAACAAUCUUAAGUGACGAACUGUUUGGAAUAUUCGCUGAUGCACCACCUGACCUUCUUCCUGAACUAGGAGAGUUCGACUACGAACCGGUUCCCGCUGCAGAGUGGGAAAUUGACUCAAUGUGGCCUGAGACUUUAGCAAAUCUUCCCGAAGAUUUCAAAAAAUUAGAUUGUUCCGUUCACUCAAGUAGAGCAGAAUGCGACAAAGACCAUAAGUUAGAUAAAAUCUUAGACCAAGAGUUCCAAUUUUUGCUUUACUUAACAAAACCGUACGCCGCCCUUCUUGAAGGUAGAUACGAAAGCACGCGAGUUGCCACGUGGGUGCAAACUCUUUGUACGAUCCAUGAUGAGUCAUGUUCAAGCAUGAGAGGAAUCCGAAACGAUUAUAUCAUGGCUUUGUUGGGAUAUCUUCACGAUUUGAGACUGAUCGGUCCUUUUGCUGAGUACCCUCCUUGGAGAACACUUCGUCCUUUAGCAGAAGCUGCUAAAUUGGCUUGCGAACAUAAACCUGUUACCGAUCCUACAAGUCCUGAUGCUUCAGAAUUUUUAGCACAUCAACCGAUUCCCAGCGAGGGUGCAUUUUGUUAUAUUGCUAUAACUGGUGAUCUUAUUAAAAGUAGUUUUGAUGGCUCUGCUAUAUAA